AUGGCUACCAACAAAGAGAGAAUAGAAAACUUGGAAGCUAGUCUUGGGGAUCUACAAACUAACUUGAAUCGAAUGGAGCUGGGGGUCGGCGAUAAACUGCUACAACUCGAAGCUGCUAUUUGCAAAAUGUCCGACAUUCUGACUACUAGGCAGGAGGCUACCUCGGGCAACACCAAUGAAUACAGCAGGCAAUCCUUCAAUGGGCGAGCCCAUGAUCAUACGGAAAGCAAACCACCAAUGUUCUCUUCUAAACUGGCUAGACUCGAAUUUCCCAAGUAUUCGGGGGAUGACCCAACGGAAUGGUUCACACGUGUUGAUCAGUUUUUUGAAUACCAGGGUACUUUAGAAACACAAAAAGUAUCCUUGGCUUCUUUUCAUUUGGAGGGUGAAGCAAAUCAAUGGUGGCAGUGGUUACGAAGAGCUUAUCAUGAGGAGGGAAAGGAGGUGACAUGGAGCAUUUUUACAGAAGAGCUAUGGUCUCGUUUUGGUCCUACUGACUGUGAAAACUUUGACGAAUCAUUGUCAAAAAUCAGACAAGCUGGAUCUUUACGUGACUAUCAAAAGGAGUUCGAAAGGUUGGGCAAUCGGGUGCAAGGGUGGACUCAAAAGGCGUUAGUAGGAACAUUCAUGGGAGGACUUAAGGCCGAAAUAGCUGAUGGCAUAAGAAUGUUUAAACCUAAAACACUGAAAGAAGCCAUUAGCCUUGCGAGAAUGCGGGAUGAGCAGCUGACACGCCAGAGAAAAAUAACAAAGCCUCUCAAUAAAUUCAUGGCUGACACUCAAUCUCCAACAAAACCUAAGGCAGUUAUCCCAAUGAAAAGGCUCACGUGGGAGGAGAUGCAACAAAAAAGAGCACAAGGUUUAUGCUUUAACUGUGAUGAAAAAUUCACAGUGGGGCAUAAAUGUCGAGGACCACAACUUUUACUUUUGGAAGGCAGUAACAAAGAAUCAGACGAUGAAGAAAUAACUGCAUCAAUGGAACCGCAACAUGAAAUCUCCUUACACGCACUCACAGGGUGGUCGCCUCACAAAACGAUGCGGGUGAUGGCAAAAAUAGGAUCACGUGCAGUCGUGGUUCUGAUCGAUAGCGGGUCUACGCAUAAUUUUAUUAGUACAAAAAUGGCUACUAUGCUGCAACUACCAGUGUUGCCGACCAAAGCUUUUGACGUUAAAGUAGCGAACGGAAAACCACUAAAGUGCCAAGGCAGAUUCGAAAAUGUUUCCAUUGAUCUCCAAGGUAUUCCUUUUGUCCUUACUUUAUAUGCCUUACCAUUAAUGGGGUUGGACUUGGUUCUUGGUGUCAGUUGGCUGGAGCAAUUGGGAACAGUGUUGUGUAAUUGGAAGACUCUAACCAUGGAAUUCCAGUGGAAUAACCACACCCAAAAAUUGCAAGGAAUAGGAGCACAAACUAUCCAAGCAGUUUCAAUGAAAGCUAUCACCAAAGAAGGUCGACAACGAGGGUCCAUAUUUGCUAUUUCUUUUCAACCCGACCUAGAUUCUACAAAGCAACACUUGAAUCCGACGAUGCAACAAUUGUUGGAAAAAUUUGAGGAUGUCUUCCAAGAACCUACACAACUUCCCCCGACGAGAGAAGUUGAUCACCACAUCAAUUUGAAAGAAGGAAUCGAACCCAUCAAUGUGAGACCAUACAAGUAUGCCUAUUUUCAAAAAGCUGAAAUUGAAAAACAAGUUCAGGAUAUGUUAAAAUUGGGGCUAAUAAGACCAAGUACUAGUCCAUUUUCGUCUCCUGUUUUAUUGGUUAAAAAGAAAGACGGGUCUUGGUAG
Molecule: messenger RNA, 1785 nt
Organism: Mangifera indica (mango)
Lineage: Eukaryota; Viridiplantae; Streptophyta; Magnoliopsida; Sapindales; Anacardiaceae
Exons: 1
Coding region: 1-1785 (594 amino acids)
Source: RefSeq, a predicted model, not a curated record